Molecule: messenger RNA, 1708 nt
Organism: Sardina pilchardus (European sardine)
Lineage: Eukaryota; Metazoa; Chordata; Actinopteri; Clupeiformes; Clupeidae
Gene: foxe3
Product: forkhead box E3
Exons: 1
Coding region: 162-1427 (421 amino acids)
Biological process (GO): regulation of transcription by RNA polymerase II; cell differentiation; anatomical structure morphogenesis
Molecular function (GO): RNA polymerase II cis-regulatory region sequence-specific DNA binding; DNA-binding transcription factor activity, RNA polymerase II-specific
Source: RefSeq, a predicted model, not a curated record
CAGAGGGAGGGCAGCGACAUAAUCUCACUAAUAGAACAAGUUCAGUGGACUCUGGGCGCUCGUGAAACCAAACCAUCACCAGCCAUUUACGGUGUCUAUUUUUUUUUCAUGUGGCUCUGGGACAGCAGCUUUCCAACCCCUUCCAAAUCCUCGUUACUUUUAUGAAUCUAGCUAACUUCUCUUACUUCUCGGGCAUGUGCAACAUGACGGCGGAGUCGCAGCACUCGCCAGCCGAGGCAGCCAGUCCAGUGGUGGUGUCACCCAACGUUAGCCUGGACUCGCCGAUACCUCCAUCUCUGCUACAUCAAGCUCGAACCAAAGAUGGGGUCCUCAUUAAGUCUGAACCGCGGGGUAGCAGUCCCAACACCGACCGAGAGGAGGGGGCAUCUUUGGGUCAAACCGAGGAGCAUCUGCCGCCAAGUGGGAGUCGACGUAGGAAAAGGCCGGUACAGCGCGGAAAGCCUCCAUACAGUUACAUAGCCUUAAUAGCUAUGGCCAUAGCCAAUUCCCCUGAGAGAAAACUCACCUUGGGUGGCAUCUAUAAAUUCAUAAUGGAACGCUUUCCCUUUUACCGCGAAAACUCCAAGAAGUGGCAGAACUCAAUAAGACAUAACUUAACAUUGAAUGACUGUUUUGUAAAGAUUCCAAGAGAACCCGGGAGGCCGGGUAAAGGCAAUUACUGGACACUGGAUCCUGCAGCUGAAGACAUGUUUGACAACGGUAGCUUUCUGCGGAGAAGAAAGCGGUUCAAGCGCACUGACGUUAGUACAUAUCCCGGCUACAUGCAGAGCUCCAGCGCCUUUACGCCAGCUCCUAUGGGUAGACCGACAUACCCAAACACACUGUAUCCUGGAAUGGCAUCCAGCUACGGUUCACAGCUGGGGGGAUCCCCUCACCCCGCCAUGCUACAUCAUUACCAGGCCUCGGCCGGGGUCGCUCAAGGACAGCCGAGGAUGUUCAGCAUCGACAACAUCAUUAAUCAGCAAACUGUCAUGCAGAGCGGGCCUGGAGGAGAGCUCAAUCCUCAAGCGCUUGGUUUGGGGACUGGCGACCUGGGGAACAUGUCGGCCAGUUGUUCGAUAUCCGGCACCGACCCCAGCUGCUAUCAAACGCAGUCAGUAAAUCCCACCGCAAACAUGCUAAGUAGAAACAGUGGCACCCUAACUUCAAAUCUCACGUCAGGGUAUCCUUACGCCACCUCGGGGUCUCCUCCUCACUUAGCCGCGGUUUCACAAUCCGGUUUCUCACCGGGUAGCUCACAGGUGUACUGUACCGGCAACAGAAUCUCGUUACCUCCUGUGCGCUCUGGGUCUUGUGCCGAGCACACAGAACAGCUCCUUGGACUAUCCGGGCCCGCUAUGAACUCCUAUAACAACUCUUACAUGAGACAGACCAACUUUGCCUCAGGCCUGGAACGGUACAUGUGAGAGAGCAGAGACAAAACCCAGAGACGGAUGAACGGCCAGUACAUUCCAGAUACCACAAACAUUCCAGCAUUUUGGUCUUGUGUUAGUUAAUGACUUUGUUAUCCUUGUGUAUGAAACUGUUUAACACUUGAAUAGUCUUUUGACGGCAUUAUAAAACCUACUGACAUCAAUUUAAGUGUAGGCCGUGUAGGCUACUGAGUGUUGAUGUGGAAUGUCUCAGAAGUCUUGAAAUAUGUCUUCGUGAUUUCGUGAUAGCUGCCAUCAUAUUUAAAUGAGAACAA